AUUGACCAGAACAGAGAUGGCAUCAUCGACAAGGAGGAUCUGAGAGACACAUUCGCAGCUAUGGGCCGCCUGAAUGUAAAGAAUGAGGAGCUGGAUGAGAUGAUCAAGGAAGCUUCUGGACCCAUCAACUUUACCGUUUUCCUCACCAUGUUCGGAGAGAAGCUGAAGGGUGCUGAUCCUGAGGAUGUUAUCACCGGGGCAUUUAAGGUGCUUGAUCCUGAGGCCAAGGGGUCCAUCAAGAAGCAGUUCCUUGAGGAACUUCUGACCACACAGUGUGACAGGUUCACUCCAGAAGAGAUCAAAAACAUGUGGACAGCAUUUCCCCCUGAUGUGGCCGGCAACGUAGACUACAAGAACAUCUGCUAUGUCAUCACCCACGGUGAGGACAAGGACCAGGAGUAA
Molecule: messenger RNA, 402 nt
Organism: Staurois parvus
Lineage: Eukaryota; Metazoa; Chordata; Amphibia; Anura; Ranidae
Source: the annotation of a GenBank genome assembly